UAGAAUACAGCCACGGUAUCCCCUGCCUGUCGUAGGAGGCGACUAAAAGGGAUGAAUGCUAAAAGUAUGGCAAAAUGUGAAACGAAAUGUGAAAAGGACCGCUUGUCCCUAGAAUACGCCACCCCUAUGGAAAGGGGAAAACUGUAAACAAUGCACAGGUCUCUGUUCUUGAUGCUUUACGAGACUGCAAGCCUCGCGAUGCCACGUUUGCAUUACGUGAUUUCUAAUGUCACGCGACUGCAUUUACAUUACGCUACACGUCUGCUAAUGGCACGUGGUUGUGUUUACAAUGCACCACGUGGAUCCUCGUGUCAGCGAGCUUUAUUUACCCAGCACCACGUGACCGUUGGUUUGCGAUGCACUUGUAACUACGAUUUACAGUCACGUUUACCUAGCACACUAAAUUAUGGAUCUCGUGUAAACUCCAGUGAUACCCAGGAUGGAAUAGUUGAAGUUGAUUUUCGGAUUAACAUUGAAACUAGAUAACAGGAUAAUAAAUGCAGGUGUUGAGUUUCGCGUCGUAGCUUUGAAGAAAAACUAGUUGAAAAUGAAGAAAAUGUAUUCCUGUCGAUUUCCUGGAGACAGUUAUCUUGAUCUUAAACAGAGGCCAAUUUCGACCCGGCGUUUCCUCGCUGUCCCAAGUGUUCUUUGGAAUUGUAAAACGACGAAUGGCGCAGGUCUUCCGGGCGAAUCCUUUAAACCGUAUCACAGUGCUAGAGUCCUGAUUCUCUCAUCACCAUGGCGCUGACCGUACGAACGGAGAAACGAUCGACGAGACCAUUUCUGGGUAGUUGGAGAAGCAAAGUUACCGGGAUUAUUUAUUACAAUGCCUGUACGCAAACCGGGAGGCACGGCCGGGAUACCAAGGAGGAAAGAGUGCAAACUGAGUUUCAGGUCGACAAAUUUACAGACAUGCAACGCGAUGUGGGGCUGCAGGUGAAUUUUUAUCCCGAUGUUCGAGACAGGCUCUUAGAAGCUAGAGGUCAUUCACAGAGAUCCAAGGAAUCCUGCCAGGAUCCUGGCGACGAGAAGAUCCUGAAGAGCGUCGUAAAGAUACAGAGGUUUUACAGAGAUCACCGCGGCGGGCAAACCGCGUUACUUCCGGUACGCGCCAAGAACACGGACGAGGAUCGAGUACAUACGAAACCGAGUUUCUAUCGUAGCCAGGAUUUCGUGAUACUAAACCGCACGUGGCCGAGAACGAGGACGGACUUUGAGUUGCUGUACAAUCUGCUUGACCGCUGGCGAAUCCAGGAAACGAAGAGGGUAAGCGAACAGCUGUUCGAACCUUCCAGGAUCGCCGUGUCCGGUCUAAUCCUGUCGAAGGAGGUGGAACUGUUGCGAGCGAUAGACGCGAUGAAAACGACGGUUAAACAGAACAGGAAGAGGAGAACGUGCAGGAAGUUCCUGGACGAGUUGUCGAAGCCUGUCCUCUGGAAGAACAACCGCGGCCAAACGAUCCUGGUGGACACUCCUGCAGUGCAACGUGCUCGUUAUUUCAGGAACACCUUCGACGAGUUGUCCAACGAAGAUAUUUCGAUCGAAGAACGUAUAAAGACGUUGUCUCGGCUCAGAAACGACAUCGACCCUCAUACUUGCAGAACUUCUGAUGAAUUACUACGUUUGAUAGAUCAGGAAAUUACUCUUCUGACCCUUAAGGUUGAUCCGAGUAAAUUGAACUGGUUGAGAGGUCGUUUGAGACUUGCUUUCUUCGAAUUAGCUAGAAAUUCAUUAAUUAAUGAGUUUAGGAAUAAAAGUAUCAGGGGUAGUUCGUUAGGUCAUCAAAUAAUUUGCAAAAGUUGCAACAGAUUGUUGCCAAUGGAAAAAUUUCCAAGAGAAAAACAGCGUUAUUCUUCUUGCUGCAAUUAUUGUUUGUAUCUGAAGAUUCAAAAGGGUCCUCGAAUUAUUUAUGGGCAAUAUGAAAUGUUGCUUCGUGAUUUAAGACGUAGGGAGGGUAGAAUGAAAUGUUACACCAGUCUGGCGUUCGUAGUUGACGAGAAGCUGAUUUAUCGUUUAGUGAACGAUAUAUGGCAGGGGAGAUCGGCGAUUUCGGGAGAUGAUCGUUUGGAUCAGUUGAGAUUGGUGAGAUUUCGUAAGGGUGAGGAAUGGUCGCCGUGGAAUUGUCUACCGUUGACCGUAAAAGAAGCCUCGUUGCAUUUGAAGGUAGACGAUUUACAGAAGUUUUACGGCCCGACGGUGCUGCAGAAGUUUUACACGAAGAAUCUGCAGGCGAAAGUUCAGUUCCAUUCUAUGUUUGAAUUCAGAAAUAGAUAGAAAAAAAUGCUGGCUUUUGUUUUCGUCUCAAGUAUGAUCGAGAAAAGAGCUGAUCUUCCAAAGCUCUUCUAUUAACCCAUCAACAGUGUAAUUAUUUAAAUUGUAAUUGCGAAAAUUACAGUUGAAAAUUCCAAGUAUUUCGAAGUUAUCACAAUUGAUAACGAAACUCGUGAGAUUCUCCGUCGGUCGUGAAAACAGUUGAAGGGGAUUAAAACCCCAAGAAGUUACCAGUGUUUCUCGUUUUCCAUCCGCAACUUUCCGUAGCCAACUUCGGCCUCGUUGAUUGAGUUAAUCACGUCGCAGUUUAUAAGCUAAGUUCCUAUCGGGUCAGAAAAGAGCCGCCUGAUCUUGCUAACGUUUAAAACCCCUCAUAAUCCUCCGACGUUUCUGAACGUAUAUUACAUCCCUCGCGUAACAAUCACCUAGGAAGCUUUUAAUUUCCUUCGGAAAAUGUAGACGAUGAAUCAAGGUGUAACCGGAUCGAGAAGUUUAAUCGAAAAGGCAAAGUAAAUGGAAACGGCGAAAUGAUUUCUCCUUUUCGAGAGGAUCAAUCGUAUACAUAAGAAGGUUGAUCUGAUUGUUUCUCAAGUUCUCAUCAAUGUUUGCAUGUGAGAUUGUCAAAGGAAUAAUUGAUAGAUUAACGUACGAUCCUCUCAAAAGAGAGUACCGGAAACGGUUUCCAAUUAAUGGAAAAACCGGUUCGCUUUGAAGGAUUGAGCCUCAGAAUCUGUUCGUAGUUUCAAAAGGAACAACGAGAUUAGUAUUCUAUACCGUGGACACUACGAAUAGUAAAAAGAACAUAAUUUAAUUAUUUAUAUUUAAUUUUUCUAUAAAUCUCUGUCAAUCAAAAUACCACUUUUUCGUUGUUUAAAACGAACCUCUCAACCCUAAACCCUUCUAGCAUUGUUAAAUAAAGUAUUAUCCCUGUGUGGAGGUAACAUAAAACAAGAUACGAUCGCCGCGAAAUGAAAAAGUAUUAAUAAAACGUAACGAAACGCUUGGUUUAUGGAUCGUCACAGGGUUCAUUACUUGCAUGCCAACAUAAAAAUGGUAACUUUUAUUUUGUGGCACGCGGUGUCGUAACUACGAAUGUUAUCGUUGUUUACAGUAAAAAAUUUCAUCCCUGCCACGUGAAUUUGAAGGGUUUUAACGAACGUUUGUCGUUAGGAAUAAAAAUUGCACCGCAAUAUUUGCAGUUGUAGUGCAGUGCCACUUGUCUGACCACGCGUUUACUUAUACUACUUGCGCGCGGCUGAUCUCGAUCUUAUACUACUGUGGCCAUCUUAGCGUCAUUAAUCGCGGAUUAAUAAUUAGAUAACAUUUAAGAUGCAUCAUUAGCAAUGAAAUUGCUGGUAUUAAUAGGAAACGACUACUCACGCGCAAUUUACUCGAUAAAUAUAUUCAUUGAGGACGCUUUGAGGCGUGGUUCGACCGCCUGAUCAAAUCACUCGGUGCUUAUUAUUGGUCAAACGAUCCCUGGAGCUAACAUCAUAAAUUUCAAAUACUCCGUCGGGUCGUUGCACAUCAAAGUGAUCGAAUCACCCUGGGGAACGUCUUUGAUACAGCAAACGCGUAAAAUAUUUUUCUUGAAAGUUUCAUGAAAUUAAUCAGUUAAUUAAAUUAUCCCCAACCGAGUUCUCCUAUUACUAUUUUUGAAAUAAGACGAAACGAGGAGGGUUGUAAGUUUCUUUCUUGCUCGCUUUUACCCACGUAACGAUCGCGAUUUUAAAAGCUGGAAUUACAUUAUCGAUACUUCGACAAACUAAUUACGAUAUGGAGGGUGGAAGAGUCGUCUUUGCAAUUAGUGGAUGUACACUUCGCUCUGCUCGCGAUUUAAUCAACUAGCCUGGUGCAGUUUUAAUCGUUACAUCGGACUUAAUCGAAUCGUUAACUUCUGUCGUUACUUUGAUUACUUUUCUUUGCGACGCUGAUCGAAUUAUUCAUCCACCCACAAGAUAAUUCACGAUUUUUAUGCGAUGACAGGGAACAUAAAUGAAAUUUAAAAAAGCCAAGAAAAAUGAGAAGGAUAUGGUUGGUAAUGACAAGUCGAUGACAUGAAGCUUAAUGAUAUCACGUGUAACUAUGAGGUACAUCGAUAGAUUGAAACUUCCGAUUAAUUAGCUAUCGAAGCUCUGCAACAAUUAAUCAUUUUUCCCUGGUACGGCUAAUGAAAGGAAACUAAUAAACCGAAAGCGGAAUUGCGGUGAUGAUUAAUUUUCGGUUUUUUUCCCCCUUGCCGGUCGAACGAGUCCUCGGUAAACGAUGACCAAUAAAGCGACAAAUCGAUACGUUCCAACGCAGAUUCGAUUAUACACGAUAACAGGUGAAAUUUCAACUUUUCACGGGUUACACGUCGAAUACUCCCGAUCGAUUAAUCAUUUUCCUUAAUUAAACGAACAGCGAUAGUUAAUAAAGCGAAAAAUGGAGCUACUAUGAUGGUCGAUUUAAAUUUGUCACGAGUUAGCUGAUUCUGUUGUCGAUGAUCAUAAAAGUCAAUCAGUUAA
Osmia bicornis bicornis is the source of this 4778-nucleotide messenger RNA. Its product is annotated as IQ and ubiquitin-like domain-containing protein. Gene Ontology annotation, cellular component: acrosomal vesicle; motile cilium. Gene Ontology annotation, biological process: cilium assembly. The coding region runs from base 739 to 2274 and encodes 511 amino acids. The record is from RefSeq and is a predicted model, not a curated record. Lineage: Eukaryota; Metazoa; Arthropoda; Insecta; Hymenoptera; Megachilidae. The transcript is spliced from 4 exons.